This is a messenger RNA of Coffea arabica (coffee), 940 nucleotides long. NCBI's taxonomy places the organism in Eukaryota, Viridiplantae, Streptophyta, Magnoliopsida, Gentianales, Rubiaceae. The record is from RefSeq and is a predicted model, not a curated record.
UCUUAAAAUCACGGCCUAAAGGCAUUCUUGCACUUCGGUAGAUGCCCAUUCUCAACGAUUGAAGACCAUCGAUUGAAGACUUAUCGGCAAACCAAUCCUUCUUCGCCGGCAGCGCCUCCAGCUCCGGCGAAGACCCACUUCCAGAGGGUUGAGGAUUCAACGUGGCUAGUCAGAUGCAGAAGCACCUUCAAGCAUUAGGCCCCAGUUUACUAAGAAUUGGACCUCCGUAAGCCAGAAUGUUAAACUAGGUGGGGUUAUGGGAUCUUUGGGAUCCGCUCCAUUGCAACUUUUGGAUGUCAAAGGGGAUGAUGGUAUUGCUGAGUUAAUCAAACUCUCUAUCUCAUUGGAUGAACGGUUCAGGUUAGAUGCAGUAGAUAUUGAUUAUGAGAAUGAAGUUGAUGGAAAGAUGUUGAAAAUCUUAGCAGCUUAUCAUGCUGAUCUUUUCAAUUUAGGUGGUUUACAGAUGACUAGAAAUGGUCUACGAGUUAAAUUAUCAGGUAGUAACAGUCAUUUGUUCAGUAACAACUUCACAUUAGCUCUUAGGUUGCAGCUCAGAGAUCCUUUUCGUGACUUUGAAAUGGUUGGAUCAUCAAUGCUUGCUCUGGCUCAAGUUGAAAGAAUUUGUAUUCCUGUGCAUGGCGAAAUGCACAGCACAAAUAGAGAAACGGAUUUGAGCAACGAAAAGGAUGAUCUGAAUGAAGAAUUUGCUAUGGAAGGAACCAGUGCUGAAGAAAAUCAUAAGUGCAUCAAUGCACCAUUGACCAUUCAUCUGUCUAUUUAAAAUCUCGGUGUCCAUGUCGCAGGUUUUAAUGUUGAGCCAAAUGGUAGGGGCAUGUUAAUUGAUCCUAGACAGCUACAAUCUGGGUCUCGAUGGUUACUUUCUAGUGGUAUGAAUAGGACAAGCAAGCAUCCUUUUCCCAUGUCCAAUCAAAAUCAUCCA